AUGUCAGAAACACAGCGCUUUGAGAAAGAGAACGUACAAACAGCCAGCGAUGCAGACUUGUUUAAUGAAGACGAUGAUAUGGAAGACACCGACACUGAGAGUCGGAUGACAACCCAGUUCGACACACCACAGUGCACGAUGACCAUGGUAUCAACAGAAACCUCCCUGAUGAACGUCGAAGAGUCCUUGAACAAUGUCGCAGGUCAGCCAUCAACUUGGGCGACUCGGUCGGACAAGAGGGGGACCUCCCAGAUGGACUUGGACCAGCCCCCAACAAGGACAGCUCCGCUUGAGAAGAGGGAAAAGCGAGUCACCGAUCCGGUACUACCUGACAAGCGCCGCAUCAAAGAAGUUGACUACUCAGAGACACUACGCGACACUGUGUACAGACAAGAGGAACUGAUCAACAAUAUGAAAAUGGAAGUGGAAAAACAAUGA
Suillus bovinus is the source of this 438-nucleotide messenger RNA. RefSeq lists its product as uncharacterized. The record is from RefSeq and is a predicted model, not a curated record. NCBI's taxonomy places the organism in Eukaryota, Fungi, Basidiomycota, Agaricomycetes, Boletales, Suillaceae. The coding region runs from base 1 to 438 and encodes 145 amino acids. The transcript has 4 exons.